This is a messenger RNA of Tripterygium wilfordii, 973 nucleotides long. RefSeq names its product DNA-directed RNA polymerase V subunit 7-like. The record is from RefSeq and is a predicted model, not a curated record. Lineage: Eukaryota; Viridiplantae; Streptophyta; Magnoliopsida; Celastrales; Celastraceae. Bases 172 to 699 code for a protein of 175 amino acids. Gene Ontology annotation, biological process: DNA-templated transcription; DNA-templated transcription initiation. Gene Ontology annotation, molecular function: single-stranded RNA binding; single-stranded DNA binding. The transcript is spliced from 2 exons.
CAUAUGUCCAAUCUGUUCUUCGAAACAUCCAUCUCAUUUGGGCUUCCUCCGGGCACCUUUGCCAUCGACGGAAUCUCAAACCCAUCCGCCGCUUUCCCUGGACUCCACGUUCCACCGCAGCCGCGUCUAACUGCGUCUCGCGAGUCGUAAGCUUUCAGGUAGAAGAAGAAAAUGUUUAUUAGAGUACAGUUGCCUUGGAAUGUGAUUAUUCCUGCUGAAAACCUUGAUGUGGAAGGCCUGAUGCUGAAGAAGUCAAUUGUUAACCGUCUGUUAGAUGAAUUUGCUGGUAAGAAAGCCACCAAAGAUUUUGGCUAUUUUCUUGCUAUCACAACUUUGGACAACAUUGGAGAGGGAAAAGUUAGGCCGCAGACAGGGGAUGUGCUUUUCCCUGUUGUUUUUAGCGCGGUCACCUUCAAAAUCUUCAGAGGGGAGGUCAUACAGGGGGUUGUGCAGAAAGUGCUGAAGCAUGGGGUUUUCUUGAGCUGCGGGCCCUUGGAGAAUGCAUACCUCUCCAACACAAAAAUGCCUGAUUAUAACUAUGUAACUGGAGAAAAUCCAGUCUUCCUAAGUGAAAAGCAAUCUAAGAUAGAGAAAGAGACAGUGGUUCGUGUCAUGGUGAUUGGCACAAAGUGGCUAGAGGCGGAAAGGCAAUUUCAGGCGUUGGUAAGUUUGGAGGGCGAUUAUCUUGGGCCGUUGUGAUUAUCAGACUGUUAGUUUUUUUAUGCAAAAUAUAUUUUGUGAAGGAAUGUUACGACGCUACUACUUUAAGAACUACUGGUAACUCCCAUUUACUGUAUUAGCAGAUGAUGGUGUAAGUUGAUGGUUUAAUGGCAUGUGUAGAUUGCAAAUUGGAACAUAUAUGUAUCACUUAGAGAAGGUUUAAUUUAGCACUGUUGUAUGCCAUUAGUCCUUUCCAUCAAUUUAGCUAUAUGCAUGUGGUGGAUCAUUAUCUCUGUCAGAAGAUUUGAAAAUU